Molecule: messenger RNA, 6525 nt
Organism: Varanus komodoensis (Komodo dragon)
Lineage: Eukaryota; Metazoa; Chordata; Lepidosauria; Squamata; Varanidae
Gene: GXYLT2
Product: glucoside xylosyltransferase 2
Exons: 6
Coding region: 559-1638 (359 amino acids)
Biological process (GO): protein O-linked glycosylation via N-acetylgalactosamine
Molecular function (GO): UDP-xylosyltransferase activity
Source: RefSeq, a predicted model, not a curated record
GCAUGGCUCAUGGGACGGGAUGGUGGGAGCGGCAGGCCAAAAUCACAAGAAGUUGUCCGUUCCUGAUGUGUGGGAGGGAAGCACGACUAAACCCUGUGCCAAGAAAUGCCACGAUAGAUAACUACCCUCCUGAACAUGCAGGCCUUCGGUUUAUCGUCAUGAUUUGCAUGUCUGCCAAUGUAUUCCUGCAAUCCAGAAGUGUGAAUCAUUUGUGUCUUUGGCUGGUCGUGCCUCCUGUAACACCUGAAAUGACCCAGCCUUUAGUUUGACAACCGUAAUUGUAUUUAUGAACCUUCUGCUUUACUUGCUAUUUGAACAUGAAGCUAAAAUUUAAUUCUGCGCCUCCUCUCAGUAUAAGGAAACAAUUGUGUCCACAAAAGAUAACCAAGGGUGUUAGCACCUGAAAUUGGGCAGGCUUGGAGACCUCAUGAAAAUCACCCUAAGAAACUCUUCUCACCCAUUCUACAUGCCCACCUUUCUUCCCUAACUGCUCCUCCCCGCGUUUAAUGUCAAGACUCCAAAAAAAGAAAAUAAUACUCAAGUGCAUUUUUAAAAUUGAUGUUGUGUGUGUGCUAUUUUAGGAGACCGAAAGACCAAAAGCAUUCAACACCCCAGCUCCCCUCUCCACAAUGGAUGCAUCUGGCAGUGGUAGCAUGUGGCGACCGGCUGGAAGAAACCCUCGUCAUGCUGAAAUCAGCAAUUCUCUUCAGCCACAGGAAGCUCAAAUUUCACAUCUUCUCUGAGGAUUCUCUGAAGCCUGAAUUUGAGAGGAAAUUACAAGAAUGGCCUCCCUCUUACACAAAGAAGUUUGAAUAUCAUGUCUACCCAAUCUCCUUUUCUGUAGGAAAUUCUCAGGAAUGGAAAAAAUUAUUCAAGCCAUGUGCUGCCCAGCGUCUCUUUCUUCCGAUGAUUUUAAAAGAUGUGGAUUCCCUUCUGUAUGUGGACACAGAUGUCCUCUUCUUGAGACCCAUCGAUGACAUCUGGAACUUUCUUCGAGCAUUCAACUCCACACAGCUGGCUGCAAUGGCACCAGAGCAUGAAAUACCAAAGAUUGGAUGGUACAGCCGGUUUGCUCGCCACCCAUAUUAUGGAACAACUGGGGUCAAUUCUGGGGUCAUGCUGAUGAAUUUAACUCGGAUAAGAAGUACCCAGUUCAAGAACAGCAUGAUACCAGCAGGCUUGACAUGGGAAGAGAUGCUGUACCCUUUAUAUCAAAAGUACAAAAACUACAUUACAUGGGGAGACCAGGACUUGCUCAAUAUUAUUUUCUACUUUAAUCCAGAAUGUCUCUACCUGUUUCCCUGCCAAUGGAACUACCGGCCAGAUCACUGCAUGUAUGGCAGUAAUUGCAAAGGAGCAGAGGAAGACGGCAUAUCCAUUCUCCAUGGGAACAGGGGUGUCUACCAUGAUGAUAAGCAGCCCACCUUUAAAGCACUCUAUGAAGUGAUACGUGACUUUUCCUUUGAAGACAAUCUCUUCCAAUCAAUGUUCUACCCUCUCCAGACAAAAUUCCUCGAUACGGUGCAUACUUUAUGUGGGAGAAUUCCACAGGUUUUUCUGAAACAGAUUGAGAGAACUGUGAAGAAAGAGUAUGAAAGUCGGGUGAUUGUCAACAUUGGGGCCAACUUCAGAUUAUAAUCAGAGCAAUAUCUUUUGACUGGUUUUCAUCUUUCUAUCUUGUCCUCUUCGGGCAUAUUAACAAAAGGAAGUUUGACUGUUUUAAGAUGCUGUCCUGUACACAUUUAGCAGCAAAGAAGCCGCACUGAACUAAAUGGAACUUACUUCUGAGUAGACAUAGCUAGGAUUGUAUGGACAGCUGCAGAUUAAACCAAACUGCCAGGUUGUUCUUGCUGUGGUCUGAUCUAACAGUGUACACAAACUUCAUUGGCAUUCCGUUGCUCCAGCAGGGCCCUCCCCCAGCUCAACAAGAGAGCUAACACUUUCCAAAGCAAUGUUUUUUCCCAGACCAAGAUGUGUCAGCAGAGGGACAAGCUGUUUCCGAUUGCUUUAAGAACCAUUGUCUCCCUGUGCUACUAGCAGUGGGUCCCACUGGAAGCACAGUCGAUUGUCCUAUGAGUGUGGUGGUAAUGAAAGAGGCUAUGAUUGAACAGCUUAAACAUUUUUAAAGUGCAAUCAGAAUUCUUUCGAAAUGAUUGUGAGAGGUUAUUUGAAUCCUGUUCCCUUGUUGAGAGAUCACAGGACCCAGAGGCUGGACAACUCUCAUUGAUCUAAAGGACCUUUCAGGGUAAAGAGAGAUGGUAUUUGGUACAUUAGGCCAUUAUUUUUAAGUUUCAGCUGCCCAGGAAAGCAAGUGGCUUGAAGUGAGUAGCAGCAGAUAUUGUAUGAACUCUGCGUUUUGCUGUGUAAUCCUAUGAGAAGGAAUUCCUGUCUUGUCUUCAAAGUCAUUCUUUGCACUUGAAAAUGAUGGUGCUGAUUAUGCUUUCAGGUGUCACUUAAGUCUUAAAUGGCUGAGAAGGGCAAUGCUUAACUCCUCAUUGAAUGCAUCCUUGUUGUUCUGUUUACGUUCUAAACAUUCAUAGUAUGUUGGAACUUGGGACUAGCAUCUGGGCAAGUGCCUGUGUGGUUCAAACAUUUGCAAGCUUGCAGAGUAGCCCCUGAGCCAGCCACAGGAAAACUGGUUUCCAGCAGGAAUACUACUACGGGGAUAGAUAAUCUGGAAAUGAGCUCCUUGCUGUGGGACAAAGGCAACACUGAGGGAAUUUCAGCAUGGCUGCAUUGCGCUGCCACGUGGAGACCAGGCUGACUGUCAUCUUCCUGGCAACAAGGGUGCUGUCGCGGCUGCAUCUGCUGCUGCUGUCCAGGUGCACACAGGAGCUUGUAAUUCCACUGGGAUGUCCCUGUAAGUCCCAUUGGAGUGAAGUGGAACUGCCUAAGAAAAGACCUGAUUGGUGCAUAUCAGCCAUUCAUGGGUAAAAAAAAUAUCAUUGAAUCAAUGAGGCUGUAAGGAGUGCACAACUGUCUCCCUCCUACUUCUUAUGUCUGUUUUGCAUUGGCUUGUUGAAGCCUAGAAGUGCCCAUCAAGAAACAAGGGCUCAUUUCCCAUCUUGAGUGCCAGGCUUGGAUGGCACAACCAGCAACCCCAGAACAGGGGCAUCUUGGGUAGUUUUGGCAAGCUGAUGCAAAGUCAUCCAUGCAGGGGAGGCAAUGUGUUUGGUCAUUCAUGGAUUGCCAUUAUGUGCAAAUUUGGCUAAGUGCUCAUGUUCAGUUAUUAUGCUUCUGCAAUUCCACGUAGUUCACCGAGGGAAUGUUCUUGGGGAAUAGGUUGUGAAAGGAAAUGGAUGCAGGGUGGGAGACACAUUAGGCUAGGCCACAGUGGCUGAAAUCUACAGUAGAUUUCAUAUCUACAGAAUUUCCUUCUGAAAUUAUGUUCUGCAUGGUGCUCUGUCUAUGGCUAUGUUUUUACUAUUUUUGUUAAAAUUUUGUUUAAAAUAAUCUUACAGAGGGAUAUUUAUGCCAUUAUUUCAGUGCACUUCGGACAUUGGAUCAAAAAUGCAACAUCAUCUUUUUUGCCAUUUUGAAAAUGAUGGCUAUGAGCUGUGGCAUUUAUGGCAAAUGCUUACCAUCCUCUUCCCAUUUCUUAUCAAAUCAUUUCCUGAACUAAGACCAUAUAGCGUGAAUGAGAUGCACUUUUAAACUGAAAGCAGUUUAAACCUUUUUCUCCCACCACCACCAAGUAGCAGUAGCUGCCCGACAUAGAAUGACCAUGCUGUGCCAGGAAGAACACAGAGGCUGAGACCACCUGCCUGAACUUCUCACUUCUGACAGGCCAAAACCAAAAAAAAACCCACAUGAAAUAUGUUUGUCUUCAGACAUGCAUUAUAUACCAGCCUGAAUUUAAUCGUCUUUCAUGUACCAAGCUUCCGAUGGGACUCUGCUACAUUUGUUUUCUUUUUAAAAAGGAUCAAAUCCACUUUUCCAUUUUGCAUGCACAGAACUCUGUUUUGGAACGUCUUGUGCAUGAGUUAUAAAAGAAUCCUCUGCAGACUUAGCAGAGUAGAUCUGCACAUUUCCUUCCCAUAUGCAAAGUGUUGUGUGUAUGAAAAUUGCCAAAAUAAUGCAAAAAGGUAACUCCAGAUAGACUGUGCACAUCUUAAUGCAGGGGUGAAAGUUACAUUUGCAAGAGCUUCUUCUGAACUGGAGGAGGUGAGCAACUAAUUUUCAGGGGCUCAUACAGGCAUUUGAGUUAAAGUACCCCUAGUCUUGGUAAGUCUCUGAUGUGGGAACUUACAAAGCACAACUGUCAAUACUAGCAGAUGCUAAGUCGUGUAUUGGGGGAGAAUUUAGGGACCAAAGGCACUAAAAUAGCCGUUUCCAAACCGUUUUUCUCCUGACCUCUUGUACUACUGCCCCUAUCAUUCCCUGUGCCCCUGGUGGCUGGGGAUGAUGAGAGUUAUUUUUCAUGUUGGAGACAGCUGCACCAAAAUAUCACCAGUGAUAACAGAACAAGCAGCAGUACCAGUAUACUGCCUGACCAGUGUUUCUGCCAAGAAGUAUAAUCUGUAAUUUCAAUUUAUUACCUCCUGUGGGACAGAAAAGAGGACAUUUUCUCACCGCAAAUGUUUACCCAGCCAAUGAGCAUAACAGCCCCUGUUGGUGCUAUUUUCUUGACAUGAGUGGAUAGGAUUGUAUAGGACUGUUUGCGAAGAAACAAGAGACUCUUGCCUCUAAAGUCUCCUUAGCUUCUUAAGGUGACGUGAAACUCUUUGGUCGUGAUGCAUCACAGUGUUAAGUGUCCUUAAAUCCAUUAAUCUCGACAGGUUUAAGUAUACUUAGUUCUGUGAAGGACUGUAUCCUUUGUCAUCUUUGCAGCAACAGAUUAACCAGCUCCUUUUCUGGAAUGAGUCCAGUGUAUUGGAGCAGCUGCACUGCUCACUAAUAAUUUCCUUCUUGAAUGAAAAUGAUACAGAAUGUCUGGUUGUUUCACCUGUGAAAUCCUAGGAACAGAAUAUCUGCUGCCAUUUCGGGGAAAAAAAUCUGUCUGGGUUACAGUUCCUUGCCUUUAAUAGUAUCUGUGCAGUGAGCAGAAUUUAAUUGGCCACUGCAUCGCUCUCAUUGCCACGCACCCUCGUGAGGAAUGCCGCACCAUAGACCUUCUCUCUGCCUCGGCACAGUUAUAUGCGCAUGCAGAAUAGUCUGGUAACUAAACAAAAACUAGGGCCCACCUGCCAAAAUGUAGUAUGGAAAUUUUCCAGGCAGAUGGAGCAGAACCUUUGUGGUUGCUUUAUUGAUACCUGAAGAUGGGCCUGUGACGUGUUUCAACGUUUCCUAAGGGACAGUAAAUGGAUUAGAAAGCCUUUAAGAACACAUGAAAAAACACACUGCUUACAUGUGUAGGUGCCACAAGACAAAAAGUUAACUGAACACAUGUUAGGAAAGUGUAUCAGGCCAGUGAUACUAGAAGAAUAAAGGCAAACUCUGUGUUCACCUUACCACAUCCCUCUUUGUGGUUCAGUAUGAUUUCUGGAGGCCACAAAACUUGAACUACUUCCUUAUUUGCACCUUAAAAAAUUAAAUCACUCAUGAUCUGCACUUACAGUGUAAGAGUUUAGAUUUAUCUGCACUAACAGUGGGUAGGAAGAUUCACUUUUCUUUCAGAUGCUAGUGGAUGGAGUUCUUUGACAAGUAUCAGAAAGUCAAGUCAAGUCAUGGAGGAAGCCAAAGUGCUUCUGAGACAGAUGUUUCCAUUUCUAUUAUAUGUCAUAAGAUGUCUGGAUGACACCCAAGAGCAUGCCCAUGCCUCAGUAGAAAGCUCUGCAUUGAACUUGGGUGUUCUCCAGUGUCUGCACAGAGGGAACUCUAAAAUUGGUGUUGCUGACUAUUCUGCAGAUGAGCAGAAUUUGAGCAUUUUUCUAGUAAACAGAGCCCAAUGCUUGGAGAUGAGGACGUGUCACACUUCUUUGUAAUCAAACAAUGGAUGCCAGUCACCUACCUUCUGUUUCCAGUUUCAAGCCUGUAAUCCUUUUUAUGUAUUCAAAGCUCCUAUGCAGAAGUUGUGUUCCAGUUAUAUUGUUACAGUAAACUAAAGGAUGUGGGUUCCUACAUAAUGAAGGAAGCGAAGGACUGAACUUUGUUGUAGAAGAAAGCAUGAUCUCUUAUUGCUUGAUAUGUUUACAGAUGUGAGCAAUGUUGUGUGUUUGGGAAUUUGAAACAAAUAUGUGGCAACAUUUUCUUCAGUGCUUCUAUCUGAUGAAGGAUUUUGUUUAACAUUAAAACUUUUCUGUACAAUAUUAAUGGAAUUAUGAAAGAAUUUUUUCAGUGUGCAUUGUAGUAUUGUAUGUGUGUAUUGUUGGAGGAGAAACUGUAAAGGUUUUAAAGAAAUUUUUAAACAAUUAUAUAAAUAUAUCUACUUUUAAAUGCUUUGCCUGUGUAGCAUAGUAAUUUAUGCUUUCAGGACUGUAUCACAUUUUAUUUUUAACACCAGUUUGCUUUUCAACAUAUAUAUGUCUUCUCCAAACUGAGUUCUUUAUAAUUAGAUAUCACCUAUAAAAUACUGGUGGUAAACAA